AUGGAUCUUCAAGAUGAUACGGGGCUAAUAAAUACUUGUGUGGAUCUAGCUGUUGAUAGGUCCUCCUGAACUUGGGUAUUCUCUGUGAUAGCUCCCAUCAGAAAUUUUAGUGAAAAGGUUUCUUUUCUUUGAAUAAUGAAGAAAAGCUUUCUCUUGCUUUCUUUUCACUGGGAUAUUAUACUAGUGGUUUGGAUUAGGAAGGAUCAUAUCUUCAGUAUAAGUUGGAUGUCUUUAACUGUGUCAGAAUUCCUGAUAGCUCUUCUAGGUUUAUCUGAGACAUAAUGAUCUUUUCUGUGGUCAUCUUGGUAAAAACAGUCAUGUAUUCAUACCCUACAUUACAACAAUGAGGAGACUUCGAAUAUGCAGAGUAAAAUGUGAGGCAUUGAGACCUGGAUCUAAGCCUGCUUUGUCUGCAGCAGAGCUCCAUUCUUGAUCAAAGUCAUACUUAUCCUCUUCAAGUAUGUUCUUAUAGUAAUGAUGAGUGGCUCUAGUGUCAGUGGAUUCUUCAUGUUCGUAUCCAAUUUUCCUUCCCUUCCUUUUGUGCAUACGUUCAAGGGCAACUUUAGGGUAUCCUGCUUGGUUAUUUGUGUACACUUGCUCUCUGUGCAAAGUCUCUAGCAUUUGACUGUGACUAUGCACUCCUUCUGUUUUAGACUGAUAGAUUUGUGUGAGGUUGCUCCUAUUAGGUUAUUUUUAGUAGAGAAAACUAUCUUUUAGCCUGUGAAAUUCCUCAUCUUUUUACUUGAAUCAGACGUUUCAAUGAGUCUUCUAAAGAAGUGCUAAUUCAGGGUUUCCUUUUCACUAGAUUUUGCUCAGAUUCCAUUUCCAUUGAUUUUGAAAGAUAUGGUUUGAAGGUGUAGUUCAAAGAUUAGUUAAGAAAGCUCAGUUGGAUCUU
Moneuplotes crassus is the source of this 895-nucleotide messenger RNA. The record is from the annotation of a GenBank genome assembly. Lineage: Eukaryota; Ciliophora; Spirotrichea; Euplotida; Euplotidae.